CUGGGUUUCUCUGGCUUAGGCUCCACUCCCACUGCCAGACCCGACCUCACAGCAGACCCAGUCUGCCCUUUGGCCUGUCUUGGUCUCUGACCUCCUGGAUAGAGAGGUGAUUGUUUCAGGGCUGUCUUGUCCUUCCUUGGGGCCUCCCUGUUCCUUACCACACAUCUCCCGUACUCGGUAGGAAAUGGAAUCAAAAGUCUCGGAAGGUGGCCUGAAUGUUACUCUCACCAUCCGGCUACUCAUGCAUGGAAAGGAAGUUGGAAGCAUCAUUGGGAAGAAAGGAGAGACCGUGAAAAAGAUGCGGGAGGAGAGUGGAGCAAGAAUCAACAUCUCCGAGGGAAACUGUCCGGAAAGAAUUGUGACCAUCACAGGCCCCACGGAUGCCAUCUUCAAGGCUUUUGCCAUGAUUGCUUACAAAUUUGAGGAGGACAUAAUCAACUCAAUGAGUAACAGCACUGCUACCAGUAAACCACCAGUAACGUUGAGGUUGGUCGUGCCUGCUAGCCAGUGUGGGUCACUGAUUGGCAAAGGAGGCUCCAAGAUUAAGGAAAUCAGGGAGUCAACAGGUGCUCAGGUUCAAGUGGCGGGGGACAUGCUGCCCAACUCCACAGAGCGGGCAGUGACAAUUUCGGGGACCCCCGAUGCAAUUAUCCAGUGUGUCAAACAGAUCUGUGUGGUGAUGCUGGAGGCCUAUACAAUUCAGGGACAAUAUGCAAUUCCACACCCGGAUUUGACCAAGCUCCACCAGUUGGCUAUGCAGCAAACCCCCUUUACUCCCCUUGGACAGACCACCCCCGCUUUCCCUGGAGAAAAGCUGCCCUUACAUUCCUCCGAAGAAGCUCAAAAUCUGAUGGGCCAAUCAUCAGGUUUGGAUGCCAGUCCCCCGGCCAGUACUCAUGAACUCACCAUUCCCAAUGAUCUAAUAGGCUGCAUAAUCGGACGCCAAGGGACCAAAAUCAAUGAAAUUCGACAGAUGUCUGGAGCACAGAUCAAAAUCGCCAAUGCCACAGAAGGCUCAUCGGAACGUCAAAUUACCAUCACAGGAACCCCAGCUAACAUCAGCCUUGCCCAGUACCUCAUCAACGCCAGGCUGACGUCUGAGGUCACUGGAAUGGGCGCACUCUAAUUUCUACCCAUCCUCCUUCAUUCUGCAUCACCUGACCCUCUCCAGCCAAUGACACUUCACCCGGCUUGUACAAUCUGUAUUUUUACCGCCUUCCCUUUACCUCCAUAGAUACUUUUUCUUUACUAACGCACACACACACACACACACACACACUUUCUUUAUAUAUUCCAUACUGUGCUCCUGAUAUUGCUCCUGAACGCUUUAUUUAUGGUCCCGGCCUGUCCAUGUUUUCAAAGUAUAGUGUUCAUUAUUUUAACUACCUUUUGGGGGUUUCCAUUGGUGAGACUUCAGAAGAAGGCUUGGUCUCUGGUGUCAGUUUAGCUUAGCUAUUUUAAUGUUUUAUUUUGACAUUUUAACAGCUUUUACUGUAGUGUAUGAUUUAUGAUGCCAGCUAGAGCUGUGCUUGCUUUGAAAUACUCUGCUCACUAUUAUCCUAUUGAAAUGUCCAUUUUUCAUUUUGCUUGUCCCAGCUCACCUUUUAAACCUUGAAUCCAUGUCCAGAGAAUGUGGCAUGGUUUACCCCAUGUAAUUUUGGAAGCAGGAUGUGCAGGAGCCAAUGAAUACACCCAUGAGUCCACUUUGGUUCCCACACACAAUAUAUUCUUUCCAACAUGGCAAGGUCCAAA
This is a messenger RNA of Mauremys mutica (yellowpond turtle), 1752 nucleotides long. It is a transcript of the gene PCBP3, whose product is annotated as poly(rC) binding protein 3. The transcript is spliced from 13 exons. Gene Ontology annotation, cellular component: nucleus; cytoplasm. Gene Ontology annotation, molecular function: mRNA binding. The coding region runs from base 185 to 1126 and encodes 313 amino acids. NCBI's taxonomy places the organism in Eukaryota, Metazoa, Chordata, Testudines, Geoemydidae. The record is from RefSeq and is a predicted model, not a curated record. Gene Ontology annotation, biological process: regulation of gene expression; regulation of RNA metabolic process.